Messenger RNA from Pristis pectinata (smalltooth sawfish), 7210 nucleotides. RefSeq names its product fucose-1-phosphate guanylyltransferase (gene fpgt). The record is from RefSeq and is a predicted model, not a curated record. NCBI's taxonomy places the organism in Eukaryota, Metazoa, Chordata, Chondrichthyes, Rhinopristiformes, Pristidae. Bases 125 to 1927 code for a protein of 600 amino acids. Gene Ontology annotation, molecular function: transferase activity, transferring phosphorus-containing groups. The transcript is spliced from 4 exons.
CGCCAUGGAAACGCCGGCGCAUGCGCGGCCGCUCCCCUGCUCGUCACAAUUGAAGUCCGGGCGCCGGUUGUGGCGCCAACGUUGUCGAGCGUUGUGACCUCUCACCCCCCCGGGAGGCGGGCGGAUGAUGGACGACGUGGGGCGGGAGGGGCCCGGGACCGGGAUCGGGCCGGGGGCAGAGAGCCGGCGGCGGGAGGAGGGGACCCGGCGGCGGCUCCGGGCCUUCCAGGACAUCCGCGGGAAGGAGGUGAAGCGGGGUGAGUUCUGGGAUGCAGUGGUCAUCACAGCUGCCGACGGAGGUCAGGAGCAUGCAUUCCUGCAGCAGAUCGCCAGCAAGCUGGAGAGGAAGGAGCUUCCCCUUGGAGUUCGGUAUCAUGUGUUUGCUGAUCCAGCAGGACCUAAAAUUGGAAACGGAGGCUCGACACUUCACGCGCUCCUUCGAUUAGAAGAACUGUAUGGAGACCAGUUGGAUGGCUUCAGCGUUCUACUAAUCCAUGCUGGGGGAUACAGCCAGCGUUUGCCAAGUGCCAGCGCGUUGGGGAAGAUUUUCAUGGCUCUCCCUCUGGGCGAGCCUGUCUACCAGGUACUGGAGCUGAAGCUGGCCAUGUACAUCGACUUCCCUGCUCACAUGAAGCCCGGAGUCCUGGUGACGUGUGCCGACGACAUCGAACUCUACAGCGUGCCGGAGGCCCAGGCAGUCUGCUUCGACAGGCCUGGAUUCACGGCCCUGGCUCACCCAUCGCCCCUCUCCAUCGGCACUACGCACGGCGUCUUCGCCCUGGAGCCCAGCUCGGGAGAGGAGGGACAAGAGGAGCUGGAGUACCGACUCUGCCACCGUUUCCUUCACAAGCCCAGCAUGGAGGCAAUGCGGGAGGCCGGAGCGGUAUGCCAGUCAGUACGGGGACAGGCCCUCAGCUCAGACACAGAGUCCGCUGACUUCGUCUACACCGACAGCGUCUACUACUUCGACCGUCCGACGGCCAGACGGCUGCUGGCCAUCCUGGAGGAGACAGGUGGCAUUGGCUGCGAAAUCGAUGCCUACGGCGACUUUCUGCAGGCUCUGGGGCCUGGGGCCACAGAAGAGUACACCAGGAACACUGCCAACGUCAGCCAGGACCUGGACCAGCUCCCCGCAGUCAGGCAGAAGAUCUUCGCCUCGCUCCGGGGGACACCGCUCAAUGUGGCCGCACUCAAUAACUCCGUCUUUUACCACCUGGGCACUGCGCAGGAGUACCUGUACCACCUGACGGCGGACAGGACGCUGAGGGAGCAGCUGGGGCUGAUACCCAACCCUGGCAGGGUCUCCCAUUCCCCUCCUGAGGGAGGAGAGCUGGUUCCCUGCAUCAUGGAGAGCCUACUGGGGCCUGGGUGCCUUGUCUCGUCUGGCAGUGUGGUGGAGUAUUCCCGGCUGGGGGCGCGCACCACUGUGGGCGCCAAUUCUAUCGUCAGUGGGUGCUGCCUCAGGGAGGACACCGCUGUGCCCCCGGACACCUUCCUGCUCUCGCUGAGCAUUCCAGCGGGUUUUGUCACAGUGAUCCUCGGCACGGCUGACGACCUGAAGCUCACCGUCCCGUCUCUGUCGGAGAUCGACCGUCUGCGGCUGCUGGGCAUUGGUCUUGGGGAGGUUGUCAAGCGCCUAGGGCUGGAGGUCUCCGAGGGUCUCUUCUCCGGCGCUGGGAAAGCCCGGCUCAGUCUGUGGAAUGCCAGGAUCUUCCCUGGCCCACGAGCAAGGGCCGAGGACUCGGCCGCAGCAUCCUUAGAGAUGUCUGAAGUCCUGAGGGGGACCUCAACUCCUCAGUUCACUGGUGACGUUCAGCGGCUGUCCAUGGAGGAGAUGCUCCAGCACAAGGAUGUGCAGAGCACGCUGAAGUUCAGGCAGCAGCUGUCAGAGGAAAUUGCCUCCGGGAAGCACUUGCAGAGAAAAUAACGUCCUUCUCAUUUACCUUAAAUAUGGAUCGUCCUUAUAAAUCACCCCACAAACAUCCAGCAAAUUGCAAGCAAGUCCCUUUAGCUUUGCCAAAAGGGCAGGACUGGGACAUUAUCAGGAGGGACUCGGCUCCUAUUAAGAAUCCAAAGAACUGAACAUUCUGGCCUUCUGUAACUUGUCUCUGUAAAUGUUGGUACUUUCUUUUCCUGCCAAGCCUUCUGGUUGGAUUGGUUGUUAUCUUCAGACCUGAUCGUUACGGCCACCACUGCCACCCUGCCGAUUUUAACGAAGACGAGGUCUGACUUCCACAAGGCCCAUCCUCCGAUCGACGGUAUGGUCCGAUGUACAGUGGCCAUCUGUACUGGCUGGCCUUUGUCUUCAAACAGUCAGCGAUCAAACAGUCUGGGCUUCCUUAUCUAGCAAGGUGAAGUAUUGACUAGAUGGAAUAGAAACAGGAAAUGCUGGAAACACUCAACAGGUCAGGCAGCGUCUGUUGAGAGGGCACAAGAAAGCAGGAGCAGGCCACCCGGCCCCCUCAAGCCUUCCCUGCCAUGGCUGAUCUACAGAGGCGUCAACUCCUCUUCUGUGCUAGUUCCCCAUCACCCUCUAUUCCCCAAUCUUUCAUUUAUCUAUGUAUGUCCAACUUAAAUAUAUUUAAUGAUCCAGGCUCCACCAUCCUCGGGGACAGAAUUCCAAAGAUUCACUACCCUUUGAAAGAAAUUUCCACACGCCUCAGUUUUAAAUGACUGGCCCCUUAUUUUGUAUCUCUGUCCCCUUGUUUGUGACUCAGUAGUGAAAACAUUUGAACAUCUACUCUGUCAAGCCUCCUAAGGAUCUUGUUUGUUUGAAUCAGAUCACCUUUCAUUCUUCAAAACGGCAAAGAACACAGACCCAAACUGUCCAGCCUUUCUUAACAACCGUCUCAUCCCAGGAAUUAGCCCGGUAAAUCUGCUUUGGACUGCCUCCGAUCCUACUAUAUCCAUGUCUUAGGUAAGGGGACCACAGCUGUGCACAGUACUCCAGGUGCGGCCUCAUCAACACCCAGUACAACUGGAACACAACCUCCCCAUUAAACACCCCUCCACAAUAAAGACCAACACACUGUUUGCUGGACCUGCCUGCUAACGUUUUGUGAUUCAUGCACUAGAACACCUAGAUCCCUCCGAACUUCAGUCUCUCUGCAUUCUAAUAAUAACCGGCCUUUUGAUUCCUCUUACUGAAGUGCAUGACCUCAUGUUAAACUCCAUUUGCCAGGUUUUCACCCAAUCACUCCAUCUCUAACCCGUUGCAGAAUCACAACAUGUCCUUCCAUCCAUUUUUGUAUCAACAGCAAACUUGGAAACCUUGCAAGUUGAAGGUCAAGAGCUGAUCCCUGGGGUAGUUCAAGUUACAUUCCUCCAACUGAAAGGACCCAUUUAUUCUAACUCUGUUUCCUGUGUAACAACCAGUUUUCAAUCCACACUAACUCACUUCCUCCAGUAUCUUGGGCUCUUAAUUUAUGCACCAACUUCUUACAUGGCACCUUGACAAAGGCCUUUUGGAAAUACAAGCACAGGAUGCCCCCCUCUGUCAGCUCUCUCUGUCACAUCCUCAAAAGACUGGAAUAAAUAUGUCAAACAUGAUUUCCCUUUCAUAAAACCAUAUUGACCAGGUUGAAUUAUAUUCAACUUUCCUAAAUGAUUAGUUAUUUCCUCUGAUUAGUGAUUCUAGCCUCUCGCCAACAAUAGAUGUUACUCUAACUACCUGUAGUUCCCUACCUUCUGUCCCUUUUCUGAACAAGAGAGUCACAUUGGCUGGUUCAGUUUUCUGAUACCCUCCUGUAAUGUUCAGCCAAUGGGUCCACCAUCUCUGCAGCCACCUCCUUUGGAACCCUUGGGUGCAGACCAUCGGGUCCUGGCGACUUUGUCCACCUUUAGCCCUGUGAGUUUCUCUAAUACUUUACCCCUUGUGAUUGGGAUUUUUUUUAAAAAACAGAUUCCUCCUGUUAUUUGAAAUUAGCCCAUCUGUUACCUUGAGAACAGAUACAGUGUUCUUCACAGUAAGAAUGAGGCAAAAAAACUGAUUUAACCUGUUAACUUGUUUCCUGUUAUUAAUUCACCAGCCUUGUUCUCGAGAGGUCCCACAACUACCUUAGGCACCUUCUUCCUAGUUAUGUAUCCAUAGAAGUUAUACUGUUUUGAUAUUACAUGCAAAAUGUUUCUCAAAAUCAAUUUUCUUCCUUUUUAUGAGCUUUUUAAUCUUUUCACAGUCCUCCUUCCUACCACCAGCCCCUUGCCAUUUUGUGUAUCCUGUUUUACAAUUUGACAAUAUCUUUCAUCUCCUUUGUCACCCACGGAUUGUGCUUCAUUUUCACAGAAUCCUUCAGGUUUAAUAUUCCGGAAAAAGCUGGAAAUACUUAGCUGGUCAGUGGAGAGAGAAACAGAAUUAACACUUCAGCUCUGGGACAUUCAUUCAGAAACAUUGACUCAGCUUCUCUCCACUGAUGCUGCCUGACCUGCUGUGUGUUUUCCGGGUGCAUUUUCCCAGGAUGGAAAUCUCAAAUACUAGAGGGCAUUGGUUAAAAGAGAUUUACAAGGCACGUUUUUUUAUUAACCCAGAGUGGUGGGUGCCUGGAAUGGGUUGCCAGGGAAGCUGGUGGAAGUAGAUAAGAGGCAUUUAGACAGGCACCUGAACAGGCAGGGAAUGGAGGGAUAUAGACCAUGUGCAGGCAGAUGUGCAGCUUCAUUUGGCAUCAUGGGCUGAAGGGCCUGUUUCUGUGCUGGUACUGUUCUAGAUCCAACAUUUUCUGCUUUUAUUUCACAUUCCCAGCAGUUUAUAUUUUUGCUUACUAUCGACCAGAUGUGGUGGACGGACAGACAGGUUUUCCAGUGGUGGGGGAGACCAUUACUGGAGAAAUAAGAUAGUUGCUAAUGAAUGCAAUAGGGAAUGCACGUGGUGAGGUGAAAAUGGGACGAGGGCGUAGACAUGUGGGUGGAGCGGUUGUCUGAUUAACUGUUCCUCAGUUGUGAACACUAUGCAAUUCUUUUUCUUGGGCACUACAAAAGUUCAGCUUAUUUUUAUAUCUGCCAGUGGAUAAGGGAAUAAUUUCAACACUUACAUAAUCAUAAAGACAGUGGGUUUAACAUUAAAGAACUUGCAGGAGCAGAGACACGUGUGGCUGAGUAUAACAAGGGCAAGUAGAAAAAAAUAAUUGUACGAGAUGACAGUGUUACAGAGGUUUGGAAGAUGUAAUGAACAUUCCUGAUUCACUGGGUUGGGCCCUAGUGAGAGGAGUGUGGUGAAUGCAGGACACACCAGGGAGAAUGUCAGGUCUUAGAGCAGAUGUAGAGAUUGAAUGAUCCCUAACCAUUGUGGUACAGAAUCUGGAAGGGUUUGGAUGGACUAAAUAAGCAGAAACUAUGUCUAGGUACGGGAAGAUGGGUGAACAGAGGACAUGGGAGUGAAGGAGUGGGCAGAGGGGAGAGGAGAACUUUCCUGCAGUGACUUGCUGGGAUCUGGGACCUGCUUCCUGAAAGGAUGAUGGGAGUGGAUUCAACAGGAACUUGCAGAGGGUACUGCAUGAAUACUUGAAUACAAGAGUUGAGAGGUCAUGUUGCAACUGCAUAAAACAUUAGUCAGGCUGCACUCAGACUAUUGUGUCUGGUUCUGGUUGCCACACUCUGGGAAGGAUGUGGUACAUGGAGAGAGGUUCACCAGGAGGUUGCUUGGAAUGGAGGGCUUGCAAGGAGAGAUUCAACAAGCUGUGUUUAUUCCCACAGGGGGCUGAGGGGUGACUUUUAUAGAGGUGUAUAAGAUUAUAUGGGGCCUAGAUUGGGUAGGUAGAAUCUUUUUCUCAGGGUUGGGGUGUGUAGAGCUAAAGGGCACAGGUUUAAGGUGAGAGGGGAGACACUUAAAGGAGAUGUGAGUGGUUAUUUGGAACGAGCUGCCAGAGGCAGCGGUGGAGGGAGAUAGAAUUACAAUGCUUAAGGCAUUUGAGCAAUUGGAAAGGAGUGAUAUGGGCCUAACGGGAUUGGUGUAGAUAGGGUCAGCAUGGACAUGGUGGGCCAAAGGGCCUCUUUCCGUGUUGCACAACUGACUCUACCCAAAGGUGAUGGGGAAGACCAAAGACCAUGUGAUGGGCCAAAUGGCCUAAUGUGUAAAAUUCUAUAGUGAAAUUAUUGAAAGUUAUAAAUGAAAAUAACUUGUUUGUAUUUCUGAGACAAUCCGGCUGUUUAUCGCCAGUGCCUCGUUGAUAUUGUGUACACCUCACCGUAGCCUGUCUCCUGCUGUUCACUGGUCAGAGCCUUCAUUACACCUCACUUUCCCAACGCAACAGUGAAUGCAGUUACUUCAGCCGUUGCUGCAUUAUUGGUUUAGGAGCUGCUGCAAGAUUCUUGGCCUUCAGCCUUCAGUCACCUCUUCUCCCCAACCAUCCCCUUCCUCCCUCAUCCCUUCUGUCCUCUAAUCUCACCUGCCUUUAUUAUUCUCCCCUCAUCACCCCAUUGUAAUAUCUUCCCAUUUCUUCUGCACGUGUCUAUAACAAUCCACAACUGUUUCCAAUUCUGAUAAAAAGUCAGUCUGAAACAACUUUCUCUCCCCACUGAUGCUGCCUGACCUGCUGAGUGUUUCCUGCAUAUUGCUUUAAGAUUAGAUUUCUUUUGAUGCUGAGAUCACUUAACCCAGGGUCCAUCAGUGCCUGGGUUGGAUCAUGCUAGCAUUCACUUCCAGAUGGACUCAUCCAUUGAUCACUGUAUGAGUACAGAUCCAUUGGGCACUAUCUAUUUUUCUAAUUUAUAGACUUGCACUGUACUGCUGCCACAAAACAGCAGAUUUCAUAUCAUAUGUCAGUGAUAAUAAACCUGAAUCUGGGAUAUACAGUAGCCCCAGGCACUUGGUGCACAUGUCACCUUGUUUCUGCACUCAGUUGAACACCUAAUGAUAUCACCGAGGCCACAGGCUUCAAUCAGGUCACAAGGAGAGGGAUUGUCUGCACACACAAUGCCCCCUCCCCAUUUUUCCCUUGUGUACUGUGGAGUUUUGAGGUGCAACCUAAGACCUUGAACAGUCAUAAAAGAAAUAGGAGCACAUUGUGCUGAGAUGUCCAAUCUGGCAUCAGUUAAAGGGUCUAUUCCGAUAUUGGUGUCUUACCCACAGCACCUUCCAGUCUGUUUUCAGUGCCCAGGAUUCUUGGAACAUCUUUGCCUGCUGUUCUGUGACUGCACCCCUUUACAGCAUGCUUUGAUCUCUGCCUCACUGAUCACUGAGGUCACUUGAGAUGCAGGACUCAAUCAGGUCAAAGGAGGU